Molecule: messenger RNA, 1335 nt
Organism: Penicillium coprophilum
Lineage: Eukaryota; Fungi; Ascomycota; Eurotiomycetes; Eurotiales; Aspergillaceae
Product: splicing regulator NSRP1-like domain-containing protein
Exons: 1
Coding region: 1-1335 (444 amino acids)
Biological process (GO): regulation of alternative mRNA splicing, via spliceosome
Source: RefSeq, a predicted model, not a curated record
AUGCCGGCAAAUCUCCCCUACGGAUUGAACCUUCCGAAUAAGAGUACAGCGAAACCGGGGAAUGCUCUUGGGCAGAAAAGAAAGAAUAUUUUCGACGACAAUUCUGAAGAUGAAGACCAGCAACCAGGCGACGGCGCAAUUGAAGUCUCAAUAAUUGGAGGGCUAGAGGAGCCAGUUACGAAGAAAUCCCCACCAAGCGCAGUGCCACCGCCGAAACGCAAAAUUCAAUUUGGGAGUGGUCCCAAACCGACAGCCAAACCGCUCAGCAAGAACUCGCUAUUUGCAGAUGAUGAGGACGAAGACGAAGAAAGAGAAAAAGAGCAACAAGGCGCAAUGAAUCUUGGGUUGAACCAGGCGAAGCCAAAGAAGCCAACCGCUCCUGCCCAGAAAUACACCAAUCUCGCGUCAAUGCACAGCAGCAACAUGCAUGCAAAGGCAGCAGAAGAGCUUGACCCACUAAUCUACUCAUAUGACGAAGUUUACGACAGUUUGCACGCCAAACCCGCCAAGUCUUCAGUGGAAACCAAGAGUGAUACACCCAAGUACAUGCAGAACUUGCUCCAGACUGCAGAGAUCCGAAAACGGGAUCAACUGCGGGCCAAGGAUCGCCAGUUAGCCAGGGAGCGUGAAGCUGAAGGUGAAGAGUUUGCCGACAAAGAGAAAUUUGUCACCUCUGCCUACAAGGCACAGCAGGUGGAACUGCGGAAGGCAGAGGAAGAGGAAGCGCGCCGUGAAAAGGAAGAAGAAGAACGGCGCAAGAAGAGUGGUGGUGCUGGCAUGAUUGGAUUUUACCGAGACGUUCUGUCGCGAGGAGAAGCACGGCACGAGGAGGUCAUCAAGGCUGCAGAGGAAACUGCCCGCCGUCUUAAGGCAGGUGAGAUUUUCGAGGACACAGAGGAUAAAGAGGAUCAGACGGAUGCCCAGAAGGCGCAAGACCUCAAUUCUCAUGGAGCUCGGGUUGUUGUGAAUGAUGAAGGCCAAGUUGUCGACAAACGCCAGCUGUUGUCUGCAGGACUGAACGUGGCACCGAAACCGAAAUCUCAACCACCUGUUCCUAAAUCAGGAGCUUCAAGACCUACUGCUGGACGACCAGGUGCUGGGUACCACGGCGCCCGUGGUGCCCAGCGGGCUCGACAGACCGACAUGGUCGCAAGCCAAUACGAGGAGCGUGCGCGACAAGAAGAGGAGGCUGAGGCUGCAAAGCAAAAAGAGAUUGCCGAAAAAAGUCGCAGUCGCAAGACCGAGGCCGAUGUGUCCAGCGCCAAAGAGCGGUAUCUGGCAAGAAAGAGGGAACGAGAAGAGGCUGCUGCCAGGGAGAAAGCGCAGGGGGCCUAG